Messenger RNA from Jaculus jaculus (lesser Egyptian jerboa), 4704 nucleotides. It is a transcript of the gene Sema5b, whose product is annotated as semaphorin 5B. Gene Ontology annotation, molecular function: semaphorin receptor binding; chemorepellent activity. Bases 319 to 3594 code for a protein of 1091 amino acids. Gene Ontology annotation, biological process: neural crest cell migration; semaphorin-plexin signaling pathway; axon extension. The record is from RefSeq and is a predicted model, not a curated record. The transcript has 22 exons. Lineage: Eukaryota; Metazoa; Chordata; Mammalia; Rodentia; Dipodidae.
CCCGGAGCCCGGCGGCGGAGCCCCGGGCUGGGAGGGGAGGUGGGCCGGGACCGGGACCACACGGACAUCGCCGAGUCCAAGACCCCCGGAUCGUUUCCCGAUCGCUCGGCCCGCUCCCAUUCCCAGACGGGCCGCCCGCACCCCGGGUUCUUUUCCAACGGCGGCUCUGCUCUGCACCCUCCCCUCCCGGAACCGGAGCCGGAGGGGGAGCUCGGCACCUGCGCCCCCCACCCCCCCGCAUCACCACCACCCCUACUGCAACCCGGAGGUCUUCUUACCGGCCUUCCUCUGGGACCUAGGGCUGCGGAAGGGCCCACCAUGGCAACUCCAGCACCUCUGGCUGUCUCGCUGUUGCUGCCCAGCCUCAUCCUGCUGGAGUCCCACCUCUGUAGCUCCCAGGACAUCUCCAGUGAGCCCAGCAGUGAACAGCAGCUAUGUGCCCAGAGGGAGCACCCCAUCGUGGCCUUUGAAGAUCUGAAGCCAUGGGUCUCCAACUUCACCUACCCUGGAGUCCAAGAUUUCUCCCAGCUCGCUCUGGACGCCUCCAGGAACCAGCUCAUUGUGGGAGCCAGGAACUACCUCUUCAGACUCAGCAUUGCCAAUGUCUCCCUUCUUCAGGCCACAGAGUGGGCCUCCAAUGAGGAAACGCGCCGCUCUUGCCAGAGCAAAGGGAAGACCGAGGAGGAAUGUCAGAACUACGUGCGCGUCCUGAUCGUGGCCGGCCGGAAGGUGUUCAUGUGUGGCACCAACGCCUUUUCCCCAGUGUGUUCCAGCAGACAGGUGGGGAACCUCAGCCGGGUUAUCGAGAAGAUCAACGGUGUGGCCCGCUGUCCUUAUGACCCACGCCACAACUCCACAGCUGUCAUCUCCUCCCAAGGGGAGCUCUACGCGGCCACUGUCAUUGACUUCUCAGGUCGGGACCCAGCCAUCUACCGCAGCCUGGGCAGCGGGCCUCCGCUCCGCACUGCCCAGUAUAACUCCAAGUGGCUCAAUGAGCCCAACUUCGUGGCAGCCUUUGACAUCGGGCUGUUCACGUACUUCUUCCUUCGGGAGAACGCCGUGGAGCAUGACUGUGGGCGCACCGUGUACUCUCGGGUGGCCCGCGUGUGCAAGAACGACGUGGGGGGCCGCUUCCUGCUGGAGGACACGUGGACCACGUUCAUGAAGGCCCGGCUCAACUGCUCUCGGCCGGGUGAGGUACCCUUCUACUAUAAUGAACUGCACAGUGCCUUCCACCUGCCGGAGCAGGACCUCAUCUAUGGAGUCUUCACGACCAACGUAAACAGCAUCGCCGCUUCAGCUGUGUGCGCCUUCAACCUCAGUGCCAUCUCCCAGGCUUUCAAUGGCCCGUUUCGUUACCAGGAGAACCCCAGGGCUGCCUGGCUCCCUAUUGCCAACCCCAUCCCCAAUUUCCAGUGUGGCACCCUGCCGGAGACCGGGCCCAACGAGAACCUCACCGAGCGCAGCCUGCAGGAUGCCCAGCGGCUCUUCCUGAUGAGCGAGGCGGUGCAGCCGGUGAGCCCGGAGCCCUGCGUCACCCAGGACAGCGUGCGCUUCUCGCACCUCGUGGUGGACCUCGUGCAGGCCAGGGACACCCUGUACCACGUGCUCUACAUCGGCACGGAGUCCGGCACCAUCCUCAAGGCGCUGUCCACCGGCAGCCGCAGCAGCUGCUACCUGGAGGAGCUGCACCCGCUGCCGCCCGCCCGCCGCGAGCCGCUGCGCAGCCUGCGCAUCCUGCACAGCGCGCGCGCGCUCUUCGUGGGCCUGAGCGACGGCGUGCUGCGGGUCCCGCUGGAGAGGUGCGCCGCCUACGGCAGCCGGGGGGCAUGCCUGGGGGCGCGGGACCCCUACUGCGGCUGGGAUGGGAAGCAGCAUCGUUGCAGCACCCUGGAGGACAGCUCCAACAUGAGCCUCUGGACCCAGAACAUCACCGCCUGUCCCGUACGGAAUGUGACCCGGGAUGGGGGCUUUGGCCCAUGGUCACCAUGGCAACCAUGUGAACACUUAGAUGGAGACAAUUCAGGUUCUUGCCUGUGCCAGGCCCGAUCCUGUGACUCCCCACGCCCCCGAUGUGGGGGCUUAGACUGCCUGGGGCCAGCCAUCCACAUUGCCAACUGCUCCAGGAAUGGGGCGUGGACCCCAUGGUCUCCGUGGGCUCAGUGCAGCACAUCCUGUGGAAUAGGCUUCCAGGUCCGCCAGCGAAGUUGUAGCAACCCGGCCCCUCGCCACGGGGGCCGCAUCUGCGUGGGCAAAAGCCGGGAGGAGAGGUUCUGCAAUGAAAACACGCCCUGCCCGGUACCCAUCUUCUGGGCUUCCUGGGGCUCAUGGGGCAAGUGCAGCAGCAACUGCGGGGGCGGCGUGCAGUCGCGGCACCGGGCCUGCGAGAAUGGCAACUCGUGCCCGGGCUGCAGCGUGGAGUUCAAGACGUGCAACCCCGAGAACUGCCCCGAGGUGCGGCGCAACACGCCCUGGACGCCGUGGCUGCCGGUGAACGUGACGCAGGGCGGCGCGCGGCAGGAGCAGCGCUUCCGCUUCACGUGCCGAGCCCCCUUGCCAGAUCCACACGGGCUCCAGUUCGGCCGGAGGCGGACCGAGACGAGGACUUGCCCUGCGGAUGGCUCUGGAGCCUGCGACACGGAUGCCCUGGUGGAGGACCUCCUGCGCAGCGGGAGCACCUCGCCGCACACGCUGAGCGGAGGCUGGGCCGCCUGGGGACCCUGGUCGUCGUGCUCCCGGGACUGCGAGCUGGGCUUCCGUGUCCGCAAGAGGACGUGCACCAACCCGGAACCCCGCAACGGGGGCCUGCCCUGUGUGGGCGAUGCCACCGAGUACCAGGACUGCAACCCACAGGCUUGCCCAGUACGGGGCGCCUGGUCCUGCUGGACCGCGUGGUCCCAGUGCUCAGCAUCCUGCGGGGGUGGCCAUUACCAACGCACACGUUCCUGCACCAGCCCGGCGCCCUCGCCAGGUGAGGACAUCUGUCUCGGCCUGCACACGGAGGAGGCGCUGUGUGCCACACAGGCCUGCCCAGAAGGAUGGUCGCCGUGGUCGGAAUGGGGCGCGUGUAGUGAGGAUGGGGCUCAGAGCCGGAGCCGGAACUGCGAGGAGCUUGUCCCGGCGCCCGGAGCGUGCGCUGGUAACAGCAGCCAGAGCCGGCCCUGUCCCUAUAACGAGAUUCCUGUCAUCCUGUCUGCUUCCAGCGUGGAGGACGCCACUGGCUGCGGAGGGUUCAAUCUCAUCCACCUGGUGGCCACCGGCGUCUCCUGCUUCCUGGGCUCCGGGCUUCUCACCUUGGCAGUGUACUUGUUUUGCCAGCACUGCCAGCGCCAGUCUCAGGAGUCCACACUUGUCCAUCCUGCCACCCCUAACCACUUGCACUACAAGGGAGGGGGCACCCCCAAAAAUGAGAAGUACACACCCAUGGAGUUCAAGACCCUGAACAAGAAUAACUUGAUCCCCGAUGACAGAGCCAACUUCUACCCGCUGCAGCAGACCAAUGUGUACACGACCACCUAUUACCCCAGCCCGCUGAACAAGCCCAGCUUCCGGCCCGAGGCUUCUCCUGGACAGCGGCGCUUCACCAACAGCUGAUGUCACCGCUCGUGGACUUCAGCUCCUGCCUUUCCAAGGCACAGAGCGGUGGAGAUGGGACCAUCGAGCCACUUUGGUUUUCUUCCCUUGCACUGGGCCAAGAACAUGUUGCCUGGCCUGUUGGGGGUCCCAUCUGGCUUCAGAACGCUCUGCUUGUUGGUCUUACUACCGGGGUGGGAAAGGGUUGGCUUCAAGCCAGCGCGUGGCUACGGAUCCAGCUCAGCCCAGGUUUCUUGGCCUCCUUGUGAGCCACCAUCGCCUGUCCCUGCCAGGUCUGAGCUGCCGACCUACUGGGCAUGUGAGAGAUUGGAAAGUAGGCAUGAAAGGCAAGGCGGUCUGACCCUCUCUGGCUGACCCCAAGACAGAAAGACUUGGACAGCAUCCAGCUUGUCUCUGAAAAGACUGAAUUAAAUGGCCCGGUAACUCUGCAUCUCUGCCUAAGGCUGGACCAUUGUGGUGCUUCCUGCAAGUGGCACAGGUGAUCAACGAUGGUCCAGGUUGUCCAUCCCCACCUAAUAUGCUGUAUCUUGCCCAGGGACAUCCCUCUGGGCAGGGGCAGUAAUGGGAACUGGAGGCUGGUCUCCGUUGAGAAGGCCCUUUAAUCUGACUUGGCACAGGCCCCAACCUCACCUUCAGAGCGCGCACAAGUGGCCCAGGAAGAAGAGAGGCUCAAGACCACCAGAGACAGACUCUGGCCUCUGGACCUCGAUGGAGACCAUCUUCCAGUUGCUGCUUAACAGUCAUUGGCUGAGACCUGCUUGGAAGUCUCUGCUGGCCCCUUAUCUAUUCAGGACCACACACACACACACACACACACACACACACUGGCUGCUACAACAACAAAAAAGAUGUUGAACUGUGGCAUUAUUGAUUAAAGAUGAUAUCCAGUUUCCAAAUGCAAACUGUCUUUGUGCAUAUGUGUGUAGGGCCCCCCCUUGGCACAGUCUGGUCUCUGAGGUAACAACUGCUUUCUCAAAGCAGAGGAAACAGCCCAAUAGAGUCUGCCAUUAAGAGAGGACAUCUUGCCCGGAUGUGGGUUCAUGCACACGCUCACACGUUUUCCCUAAUCUGUUUUGGAAAAGAAGUUGGGGAUAAGCAGAGCUCACAAGU